AAGUUGUUGUGCCGAUAAAGCAAUCUGUGGCAGUAAUCAAUUCCUAUGAAUGCUUAGCAUAAAGCACAUGCUCCGUAUCUCGGUAUCUUCCUCCAGUGCACACAGUAUUUUUGAACUAGUUUCAACAAUAGUCCUGCUUCACUCUGUUUCCAUUUCUCAAACUCUGCAACUAUGGAGAGUGCAAUUGCAUUGACACGAUUUUACCAUCCAUUACUUACUGGGAGUUACUCUCAUCACCUUAGAUCAUUGUCACUUUUCAAUUCAACACCUAUCUUUCCCAAAUUGUCAUCCGUCAAAUACCCUUUUGCGACAAUUUCACCUGCUCGUUUCAUUGUCACGGCCUCCUCUUCACCGUUAUCUCCUUCUACAACAGUUGCCGAAUCCCAGGGACUCGAGCAGAUUAAAUCUGUUCCUACAAAGCCUAUUGAAGGUCAAAAGACCGGAACUAGUGGUCUACGCAAAAAGGUUAAAGUGUUUAUGCAGGAAAAUUACCUUGCAAAUUGGAUACAGGCAUUGUUUAAUUCUUUGCCACCAGAGGAUUUUAAGAAUGGAUUGUUAGUCUUAGGAGGCGAUGGUCGAUAUUUCAAUAAAGAAGCUUCACAGAUAAUCAUUAAAAUUGCUGCGGGUAAUGGUGUUGGUAAAAUAUUGGUUGGCAAGGAUGGUAUAAUGUCCACACCAGCUGUAUCUGCUGUUAUACGGAAGAGAGAGGCAAAUGGUGGCUUUAUAAUGAGUGCAAGCCAUAACCCUGGUGGUCCUGAUUAUGAUUGGGGUAUCAAGUUCAAUUACAGCAGUGGCCAACCAGCACCUGAGUCUAUCACAGACAAGAUCUAUGGAAACACCCUUUCUAUUUCUGAAAUAAAAAUUGCCGACAUUCCUGAUGUUGAUCUUUCUCAACUUGGAGUCACAAAAUAUGGAAAUUUUAGUGUGGAGGUGGUUGACCCUGUGGCUGAUUAUUUGGAGCUAAUGGAGAAUGUAUUUGAUUUUUCGCUCAUUAGAAGUCUUAUUUCGCGACCAGAUUUCAGGUUUACAUUUGAUGCCAUGCAUGCAGUUACAGGGGCUUAUGCAAAGCCCAUUUUUGUUGACAAACUAGGAGCUAGCCUGGAGUCUAUUGCAAAUGGAGAGCCACUGGAAGAUUUUGGGCAUGGUCAUCCAGACCCUAACCUUACAUAUGCCAAGGAUUUGGUGAAUAUCCUGUAUGGCGAGAAUGGACCCGACUUUGGUGCUGCAAGUGAUGGGGAUGGUGAUAGAAACAUGAUUCUUGGAAGACGCUUUUUUGUUACUCCAUCUGAUUCUGUUGCAAUUAUUGCUGCCAAUGCCCAAGAUGCUAUUCCAUAUUUUCAGUCCGGGCCUAAGGGUUUAGCUCGAUCGAUGCCCACUAGUGGUUCUUUGGAUCGUGUUGCUCAAAAGCUAAACCUCCCCUUUUAUGAGGUGCCAACUGGGUGGAAAUUCUUUAGUAAUCUAAUGGAUGCUGGAAAAUUGUCAAUUUGUGGUGAGGAAAGUUUUGGGACUGGUUCUGACCACAUCCGUGAAAAAGAUGGUAUAUGGGCUGUUUUAGCUUGGCUUUCAAUACUUGCAAAUCGAAACAAGGACAAAAGAUCAGGGGAGAAAUUGGUUUCCGUUGCUGAUGUUGUGACGGAGCACUGGGCCACUUAUGGAAGGAAUUUUUUUUCGAGAUAUGACUAUGAGGAAUGUGAAUCAGAAGGAGCAAAUAAGAUGAUAGAGUAUCUUCGGGAUUUGAUUUCUAAAAGCAAGGCCGGUGAUAAGUUUGGUUCUCUUGUAGGAAGUUAUGUCCUGGAUUUUGCUGAUGACUUCACCUAUACUGAUCCUGUUGAUGAAAGUGUCGCAUCCAAACAGGGAGUUCGCGUUGUUUUCAGUGACGGGUCCCGGAUCAUCUUUCGACUAUCGGGUACUGGUUCUGCUGGUGCAACAGUUAGAAUAUAUAUUGAACAAUUUGAGCUGGAUGUAUCCAAACACGACAUGGAUGCUCAAAUUGCGUUGAAACCAUUGAUAGAUCUAGCUCUUUCUGUAUCAAAACUAAAGGACUUCACAGGAAGAGAAAAGCCAACUGUCAUCACAUAAAGGCAUAGAUAUCUGCAACUACUAUUGCUUAGUUGGGAGCCUUAGCAGGUUGGAUGCUUCCUUUGUUCCUGAAUUUUACAUGAUAUAUGGUUCGUCCUUGUUUGGCUGCAUGUAGACAGUCUUCUGGGACCAGAAAUUAGAAUCAUGUAAAUUAUCCCAUGAAAACUAAAACAUAUGACUGGAGUACCUAAUCAAUAGAAAGCUGCUGCACUAUAUUUUAAUUUCUUUCUAGAAUUUUUUUUUAUUUUUUUUAUUUUUAUAAAUUUGUUACAGUCAA
Nicotiana tabacum (common tobacco) is the source of this 2356-nucleotide messenger RNA. RefSeq names its product phosphoglucomutase, chloroplastic. Gene Ontology annotation, molecular function: magnesium ion binding; phosphoglucomutase activity. Gene Ontology annotation, biological process: carbohydrate metabolic process. Gene Ontology annotation, cellular component: cytosol. The record is from RefSeq and is a predicted model, not a curated record. NCBI's taxonomy places the organism in Eukaryota, Viridiplantae, Streptophyta, Magnoliopsida, Solanales, Solanaceae.